Molecule: messenger RNA, 3490 nt
Organism: Chiloscyllium plagiosum (whitespotted bambooshark)
Lineage: Eukaryota; Metazoa; Chordata; Chondrichthyes; Orectolobiformes; Hemiscylliidae
Source: RefSeq, a predicted model, not a curated record
UGCACGCCCAAGAAUAGUGUCGCGAUACAGCACGGAGAACAUGAAUGUGGCCAAGUUUUCUCCUGAGAAGGACCAAAAUGGCGACGUAGUCAGUGAGGAUCAUUCCACUGACCUUAAGAACGCAGCAAAAAUGCCCUGGGCCAGACACUUAAGAAACAAAAGGUAUCAGGAGAGCCAAGCAAGCUCUGAAGACAAGCAAGACAGCAAUGCGACUUCACCGUUGGACACCAGUGAUGUUCGAGUUCAAGUGGCUCCAAUGAAGGUAAACAGAGAUACUUCAGAUGAAGAAUGCUUCUUUGAUCUACUGAGCCGUUUCCAAAGUAAUCGUAUGGACGAUCAGCGUUGUACAUUUGAAGAGCGUCAAAAUGGCACGGCAGGGAGUACAUCGCCCCCUGUGUCUCCUCUGCAGGACAGAAUAUCUCAGCCAUCACUCAUUGCAUCCCCACAAACAGAGGAGUUUUUUGACUUGAUAGCAAGUUCUCAGAGCCGCAGAUUAGAUGAUCAACGAGCCAGCGUGGGCAACUUGCCUGGACUGAGGAUCACGCACAACAACAGCCAGGUGGUGAUGGGACAUCUGCGACCUGAUGGAGAUCCUCAGGAACCCGGAGAUGAGUUUUUCAACAUGUUAAUGAAAUGUCAGUCAUCCAGGAUCGACGAUCAGAGAUGUGCACCUCCCAGCCCGGGACCAAGGGGACCCACUGUCCCCGAUGAGGACUUCUUCAGCCUAAUCCAGCGAGUGCAAGCCAAGCGCAUGGAUGAGCAGCGCGUCGACCUUCCUUUGACCCGUGAAGGUCUAGAACAGACCAGGCCUAGCUCCAGCUGAGCAGCGCUUCGCCAACAGACUUGUAAACAAGCAGGACAAAUUGUGCAGAUCCGUGCACCUGCUAACACUGUGAGCAGCAACUGAGGCCAAAAGCUGCCUAAAUGACCCCUCGAGAGGCCAGGGUACAAGCACCAUGCAGCUUCAAGAGAGUUGCUAAGGAGGUGAUUCGCUUCUCUUUGAGGUGAAACUCCUCACACUCAAUACACCUAAAUAGGAGCUUUAGUGUUUCUUUUCGAAUUGGGACAAAAAUCAUAUCUAUGGGAGAUGGAAAGACACAAGCACAGUCUUUGGUUAUUGUUUGAAGUAAUGGCAUUGAAUGAAUGUAAAACUGCUGGUACUAGAAAAAAAUAUACAUUUGAAGUCACACACUGAUGCCCCAUGUACACAAGUCAUUCAUACUUGUAACACAUAUAGAUAAAUCUAAGUUCACAGACGUAUUUACAUAAACACUAUAGACAGUUAGAGAUUAAUUUUCUUUGAUGAUCCACAGUGCAAUCUUAGGUGAAUAUAUUGUUUACUAUCAUAUGAAUGAGUUUGCUAUUAGUUUCUUUGAUGGAGAGGUGUACUUUUUAAAAUUCUGAAAAAUGUUGAGAUCAAACCUUGUGGAAAUGUUUGGGAACGAAUACAACCCUUUCCAUUUCCUGAAUUGGCAUGGUGACACAAUUCCCACUCUUCAGAAAAGGCCAAAAGGCAGAUUCUGUACAUAGUUAUACAGGUUGAUGUAUGGAGCCAUAUCUCACCUGGAUCAAUCUUAAAGGAUAUGGACAGUACCACAGACUUAACUGGAGAAAUCUGAAUGUAUAGCCGAUUUCAUUCAGAAACAGGAGCUGCUGUAUAUUAAUGGUACUGCAGAAUGCUAUAUGAUUACAGCAGAGAGUUACAUCUUAAAGCAAAGGGUUAUUAAGUUCAUUGAAGAUUUCUACACUUGAUCAAAUGGGGACUAAAUAUCAAUGGGAUACUAAUGGAGAUGAAACUUCAAUUUCUGCAGUAGGAUGCUGGCAUGCGACUGCUUAACAAUUGCAUAUGGAACUCCUUCCUCUGUUGUAAAGGAGCUAUUUUACAGAUAACAGGCUGAUGGCACAGCUGAAAUACUGGACAAAAAAGCUUCAUGCAAACAAUGACACUCUAAACAGAGCUGCAUUUCACAGUCAGUGUGUACAUCUUGAGCAUAACUAAAACUUGAAAUGUAACAUUUGCCAUUUAUUGUUUAAUGAUUAUUUCUUUUAUCUUUCCACAAAAUGUUUUUUUAAGAAUGAAUGUAAUUAAGAACCACAAGGGAAUUACUCUGAUGCACUCCUCAAUUCUUGCUUGCUCUUUAAACACGGUGACUCCCCGCAAUUGUCCAAUAACUGACUCCAAGUUGGGAGAAAUGAUGAAAUCUGUUGCCUGUGCAAUUACAUAUGCUAAUAUUUUCAAUCAGUUUUCCAACUUUUCUCCCAAACCUAAAUUUUCCCUUUGUUCCAAAGACUGUGUCCUCUUGCUUUAUUUCCUUAGAACACCACCAGUUCCCUAAAUCAUCAACACAUUAGAAGCAAAAGAUGAUCCUCUUGACCCUGCUUUAUCAUCUCAUAUGGUCAUGACUGAUGAGAUUGUGGCUUUCCGCUGAUAACAUUCAAAUCCCUUGUCAGUUUGUGUUAGUCAUAAGUAGUUAAAAUGCAGAGUCCCCACACAGUUUAAUAUAUAAUUCUUUAUGGUUUCAGUGAAAUGCUAAAGUUUCCAAGUCAUAUUUAUAAUCCAGGUGCUUUGAGUAAUUAACUUUUUAAAAGUAACUUUAUAAAAUUAACACAGCAAAACAACUCGGCUACAUCCUGGGGAGUUCUGAACCCAGGCGCCCUUGCAAAAUUCUUAACAAAAAGCAAGGGAGUUCUAACUGACAUAUAAUCCCUCAGCCAACAUUAGUUAGAACAGAUUAGGAACAAAGGAGUCCAUCCAUUUCUCCCUUGAUGUCUGUUCUGCCACUCAUAGUCAGUCUGCAACCAUGCAGCUACCUUUUGUCCCACAUCCAUUAAUGGCUUUGGUUAAAAGUCUAUCUCGAUAUUAACAAUCAAUCUGGCAUCUGGUCACAAAAGGUGCUAUGUAAACAUGAGUUCUUAUCCUCCAACCUUUUAUUGCUUCAAUGACUUCUGCAGAGUUUGUGUGUAGUUUGGAGGAAGGCGUGUGUGUUUGUGUCUAGUAUGCUAGCACAACCUGUGUCUGUACUAAUCAUUCUUUUUGAAAAUUGUGAGAGAGAAGGAGAGACAAAAAUAAUUUCUGGUACAAAAUUUCCUUUUGCAGCUUUUGUAAUGUUUGUGUUUUCUAUGCAUAUAAAUAAAGUGGUGCCCAAUUCGUUGUUGUAAUAAGAGUAGGUUGAAAAAGUACAAAAUAAAGGUUAAUUAUUUUCUCUAGCUUAAAAAAAAAUCCAGAAAGUUAUUUUAUUGUGUAAAUUUUUUAGAAAUACUCAUGUAGACUUUGAGCUGCAGUUCCAAGGUGUAUUUUAUGCUGUCCCUUGUAAUAAUUCAAACAUUGAAUCCUUGUCUGGUACAUUAUUUUUUCAAACACUGCCAGUACAUAAUGCUUUUUGAUUUUCUGUAAAUAAGAGCCUCAUUUUACCUGAGAUGUAAGUCGAAUGAACUGCAAUGUAUUACAUUUUACACAAGCUUGUAAUAAAAAUAUAAACUGUGCACCAAC